CAUAUAAUAUAACAUUAUUUUGAGAUAUUAAUUGUGUACGUUCUGUUUACCGCGUGUGUUCUGUUGUAACAGAAUAUAUUUAGUUAAUUAUGAAUUCUGCAGAUGAAUUUGACACGGAUAAUCAGUUAGACAUUGACUCAGAACUAUGCUCAAAAAAACGGAAGUUUAAUAAGGACCAAAUGAAAACCAGCUUUUCCAAUGCAGACAUCGACAAUGGUCAUACUCUAAGCAAAAAUGCUGUUCGGAAACGAAGCCGUGAAUAUGCUCAUCGACAGUGUCGUAUUAUAAUCCGGAAUGUAUCAUACAAGAUAACGGCAAAAAAGUUACGAACUGCUUUUGAACAAUAUGGUACGUUAGAGGACGUCAACUUAUUAAAACGCCCCGAUGGGAAGCUCGUGGGAUGUGCCUUCUUGCAGUAUGCAAAACCUGAGCAGUCGGACCGGGCUAUCAAAGCAAUGAACGGUGAAAUUUUCAUGGGUAGGAAGCUGGAGGUCUGCUAUGCACUGUCCAAAGGUACUUAUAAAAAGUUGAAAAUUGAACCGGUAGUAAAACAGGAAGAAAUCAAACAUGAAGACGACGGUGAAAUUCAUUUGGAGGAUACCACAGAAAUAGAUCAGAGCGAAAACUUUGACCAAGAGGAAGCAAAUUCUGACGGCGAGGAGAAAAGCUUAAAUGUUUGUAUCGAGGACACAAAACCACUGAAGCCAGUCAACCACAAAAAAUAUACAGAAAUCGAAGAAGGUCGAACAGUUUUCCUAAAAAAUGUACCAUAUGAUGCUGACGAGUCAACGCUGAACGAUAUCAUGACUCAAUUUGGAACUGUAGAAAAAGUGUUUAUCAAUAAAGAGCGCGUUUCAGGCCACUCGAAAGGAACUGCUUUCGUUAUUUUCAAACUAAAAGAUUCUGCUGAAAUAAGCAAAAAGCAAAGUUUCAAGGUACUGGUGCACAAUCAAUUUAUUGAAAUUGUCGAUGCACUAAACAAAAAGGAAAUUCGAGAUAAAAACAGUGGGAUGAAUGAGAAAUCGGGAAAAGAUUCUCGGAAUCUUUACCUAUUGAAGGAAGGGUUAAUCAUGGCUGGAUCUCCGGCAGCUAAAGGCGUAUCCAAGGCAGACAUGGCCCAACGGUUACGACUGGAACAGCGAUGCGCUCAAAUGUUGAAAAAUUUGAGUCGAUUUGUUUCACGUGAACGUCUUACUAUACAUAAUUUACCAGAAAAUUAUACUAACGGCGAUUUACGGAAAAAAGUUCAACAACAUACCGGAUCCAAUCCAUUAGAGUGUAGAGUCAUGAGAGAGAACAUGCCAUCGUUUGGAAAUCCAACCGGGAAAUCACGGGGAUAUGGUUUUUUGUCAUUCAAGAAACAUGAAAUUGCUUUGGAAGUACUGAGAAAACUUAACAAUAAUCCUGCCGUAUUUGGAAAAGGUAGUAGACCGAUCGUGGCAUUCAGUAUCGAAGAUCGCAAAGUACAUAAUAUAAAGCAACAACGUUUGUUAAAAUCACGACUUAAUAAUCCCACUUACCAGGAAAAAAUAAAGAAAAUUCAAGCAAAGAAUAGAGAAAAAAAUCUUCGGAAAAAGGAGCAGAAAAAAGUAUCGUCUGAACAAUUGGCAAUUGUUCCGAAUACAACCGCGCGCGCUUCAAAUAAGUUCAACGACAGGAAGAAGCCCAAAAAGGAACGUAAGAGAAAACUUCUUGAAACCACGGAAGAAUUUACAGGAGAAAUUUCGCGCCAGGGCAAGGUAGGAAUUCGAUCCAUUCGGAAAAUAAAUUUCCAAGCUGGUGCGCAUAUGGAGCGGAUUAAAUCAGAGAAACAGGAAGCACGUAAAAAACGUGUCAAAAGGGAGCAUGAACGAAACCGACAAAUAAAAGCCGCACGGCGUGUCAAACCAAAGCAGACUAACAUUAGUGAACUUAAAAGGGAAGACCAGUAUUUCCAACAAACAGUGGGGAAAUACAAAGAGAUAAUCAACCAGGCAGUGGGAAAAACAGAACGUAGUAAAUGGUACAAUGAGUAAUAUUUUAUAAUAUAGUAUAUUAUGAACUAAAA
Molecule: messenger RNA, 2047 nt
Organism: Topomyia yanbarensis
Lineage: Eukaryota; Metazoa; Arthropoda; Insecta; Diptera; Culicidae
Product: RNA-binding protein 28
Exons: 1
Coding region: 90-2015 (641 amino acids)
Molecular function (GO): RNA binding
Source: RefSeq, a predicted model, not a curated record